Heterocephalus glaber (naked mole-rat) is the source of this 2594-nucleotide messenger RNA. The record is from RefSeq and is a predicted model, not a curated record. NCBI's taxonomy places the organism in Eukaryota, Metazoa, Chordata, Mammalia, Rodentia, Bathyergidae.
AGCCGGGCUACUGCGGCGGAGGGGAGGGGAAAGUCGCGGGGGCAGGAAGCAGCGGCUUAAAAGGGCAGCGGUCGCCGAGCGCUUCCUCCUCGCCUCAGCCCGGCUCGCCUCUGCUGCCGCCAUGUACCGCCGCCUGGGCGAGGCGCUGCUCCUGUCCCGCGGUGGGCCCUCCGCCACCGACCCCGCAGCUCUGUUCGGCUGCUGGGCCCGCGCGCCUCCUGUCGUCGCCCCACCGCCAGCCCUCGGGACGCCUGCCUACCGCCGCUACAGCGAUGCGGCGGCCGAGCGCGAGGACGACCCCAAUUUCUUCAAGAUGGUGGAGGGCUUCUUCGACCGCGGCGCCAACAUCGUGGAGGACAAGCUCGUGGAGGACCUGCGCACCCGCGAGAGCGAGGAGCAGAAGCGCAACCGCGUGCGCGGCAUCUUGCGCAUUAUCAAGCCCUGCAACCACGUGCUGAGCGUCUCCUUCCCCAUCCGGCGCGACGACGGUUCCUGGGAGGUCAUCGAGGGCUACAGAGCCCAGCACAGCCAGCACCGCACACCCUGCAAGGGAGGCAUCCGGUACAGCACCGAUGUGAGUGUGGAUGAAGUGAAGGCGCUGGCCUCACUGAUGACGUACAAGUGUGCAGUGGUUGAUGUGCCAUUUGGUGGAGCUAAAGCAGGUGUUAAGAUCAACCCCAAAAACUAUUCAGACAGUGAAUUGGAAAAGAUCACAAGAAGAUUCACCAUGGAGCUAGCAAAGAAGGGUUUUAUUGGUCCUGGCAUUGACGUGCCUGCCCCAGACAUGAGCACAGGCGAGCGGGAGAUGUCCUGGAUCGCAGACACCUAUGCCAGCACCAUAGGGCACUAUGACAUUAAUGCACAUGCCUGUGUUACCGGGAAGCCCAUCAGUCAAGGGGGAAUCCAUGGGCGGAUCUCUGCAACUGGCCGAGGGGUUUUCCAUGGGAUUGAGAACUUCAUCAAUGAAGCUUCUUACAUGAGCAUUUUAGGAAUGACACCCGGCUUUGGAGAUAAAACAUUUGUUGUUCAGGGCUUUGGUAAUGUGGGGCUGCACUCUAUGAGAUAUUUACAUCGUUUUGGUGCUAAAUGUGUUGCUGUUGGGGAGUCUGAUGGGAGCAUAUAUAAUCCAGAUGGUAUUGACCCAAAAGAACUGGAAGAUUUCAAGUUGCAACAUGGAUCAAUUCUGGGCUUCCCUAAGGCAAGGGUAUAUGAAGGAAGCAUCUUGGAGGCUGACUGCGACAUCCUGAUCCCUGCUGCCAGUGAGAAGCAAUUGACCAAAUCCAACGCACCCAGAGUCAAAGCCAAAAUCAUCGCUGAAGGUGCCAAUGGACCCACCACUCCAGAAGCUGAUAAGAUUUUCCUGGAGAGGAACAUCAUGGUUAUUCCAGAUCUCUACUUGAAUGCUGGAGGAGUGACAGUAUCUUACUUUGAGUGGCUGAAGAAUCUAAAUCAUGUCAGCUAUGGCCGAUUGACCUUCAAAUAUGAAAGGGAUUCUAACUACCACUUGCUGAUGUCUGUUCAAGAAAGCUUAGAAAGAAAAUUUGGGAAGCAUGGCGGGACAAUUCCUAUCGUCCCAACAGCAGAGUUCCAGGACAGGAUAUCGGGGGCAUCAGAGAAAGACAUCGUCCACUCCGGCUUAGCCUACACGAUGGAGCGUUCUGCCAGGUCCAGGGCUCCCAGCCUGGCCAGUGCUGACUAGAAAGGCAGUCGAAACAAUGGCUUAGUGCUGCAGUGCUACUCCAGGCAAGUACACAGGAGAUACAGCUUUGACACACAUAAGAUGUAGUGCAUGGCAUUUUCAGAAGGUGGCAUGGUCCUCGAGUGAGUUACUGGUAUUUCACAUCAACAAAAUGACUCAGUUUUACAAGUUGCAAAGAAAAAUAGCUUUUCCUCUUGCGCAUUUUAUUCUUUUAGAAUAAAAUAAGUACAUGCUGCUGUAAUAAAAUUGCCUUUAAUCACUUAACAAGCCUAGCCUUGACUCAAGCAGUGAAUACCUAUAUAGUAAAUGAAGAAAGCUAGUAUUUUUAUAACAAAGCAGUAUCAUUUAUAGGUUAUCAGUCAUGUAUUGUUCAGCAGGAACUACAGAGCCCGUUGAGCUGUCUUCAUACCUGCAGCCAUGGAGGCUAUUUUUGUUAACAAUCAGAAUUUGCUAACUACAAUUAUGACACAUAGUCCAAAGAAUGCAGUAACCUCCUUAUCAGAGUAAUUAAUCAUUCCUCCCCUUUGAAGACCUAUUGUGUUGACUAACUGAACCAUAAUUCAAGUGGAGUGUCCCAGAAAAGACCACUUGGGCUCCCUGUUUGGAGUCUGACUGGCUCUAAACACCACAGGGCCCCAGCCUGGCCUCAAUUUCUGCAUUCUGCACCUGCCCCCUUCACAGCAGGCUGAUACGCCUGGAGGACUGUUUUGUUUGGGGAAUUACUUGGCCAGGGCCCUUUGAACUGUAGUGUCCCAAUGGAGUACUAGAUAUUAUUUAUGUAAAGAUGAGCACCUUUGUUUUUUUUAACAAUGCCGUUUCAGAAAUUUCUAACCACUUUGUAACUGCAUGACAGCCUGGUGAUAAGAACAGUUAUUAAAAGUCUACCUUUUCCAGA